GAGCAAGACUCCCAAAGUGCAUGGGGCCCUCACGUCGAGGUGUCACUCCAGUGGCACUCUCACGAAGCACGGGGCUGGUGGCCAUAUCCGUGUUGGCUUGAGAGUUGUUGGUCGACAGGUUGUCUUUCGAUCCCCGCACCCUUCUCGAAAACCGGACCUUCUUUACGAUACCCGACAGUACGCACUAACGAUGGCACAUCUCAUCGCCGUGCGAUUGGCAGUUCUGUGGAUGCCGAGUGCAGUCGCGGUCCAGUCCUUAGGGGUGCGUGGCGCGCUCGCCUCAUCUGCAACGGUUGUCGCCAGCGGCACAACGAAUCUGACCUCCCAUAUGGACUCGUGCCAAUACAUGCAGGUCGCUGCAUACCAAACGGGCUACAUCCAGUUGCCGUACGUGAGCAACAUUCGAGCAAUAUCAAUGUGGUUUGCUCCUUUCAAGGACGGAGGCUAUGAUUGGGAGUACAUCUUUGACGCACGCAGUGGACUGGGAGGAGGACAUUUUUCUUUUCUGCAUUCGAUGUCGACGAUUCACCACGGCGGCAACUGGUAUGGUUCAAUCUAUGUGAAUGGGGCUGCCACCAACACGGCUGGUCUGCUAUCCGCUGCCAGUUCUGCCUCGACGACUUACGCGCCAUGGAUUCACCUGUAUGUCGAGGCAGACACAAACUUCAACGACGACAUCACGAUCUUCGCCCGGUACACCAAAAACGAAUACUUGCCUGGGAAGGUUUACGGGGGGCGGCGGAUUCUGUGCAGCUGUGGCCCUCGGGGCUGUCCUCGUCCGAUAUCAACAGCGCGAUGAACGGAGCGACGACCUCUGUCUCGCCCGUGGCUUCCUAUUCCGCGGCCGACUUGAAUUCGUACCGAGCGGGGAGCGCGACCCUGGUAUCGGCGAGCGGGACGCCAGCAUGUCCGCCAGCCUCGGCCGCGGCAGACACGCCCACCCCGACGCCCUUCCCGACGCCCUACCCGACGCCCUACCCGACGGCCUUCCCGACGCCCUACCCGACGCCCUACCCGACGCCCUACCCGACGGCCUUCCCGACGCCCUACCCGACCCUCUCUCCGACCCCCUUCCCGACUCCCUAUCCGACCCCUUACCCGACUCCCUACCCGACGGCCUUCCCGACGCCUUUCCCUACGGCCUUCCCGACGCCCCACCCGACCCCCUACCCGACGGCCUACCCAACGGCCUUCCCGACGCCUUUCCCUACGCCUUUCCCUACGCCCUUCCCGACGUCCUCCCCGACCCCCUACCCGACGGCCUACCCAACGGCUUUCCCGACGCUCUUCCCUACGCCCUUCCCGACGUCCUACCCGACGGCCUUCCCAACAGCUCUCCCGACGCCCAGCCCAACGCCCAGCCCGACGUAUCCUCAGGGUUGGCCGACACCACAUCCGACGUUCCCUCCUGCAGCUCCCAUGGCGGCCGGAGCCGGCGCAGGCGUGGCUGCCACCGGUGACCCCCAUCUUCAAAACGUUCAUGGCGAGCGGUUCGAUUUGAUGAAGCCAGGCGUUCACGUUCUGAUAAACAUCCCUCGUGGAACGAGCGUUGAAGACGCAUUGCUUCGCGUGCAAGCCGAUGCACGCCGAGUGGGUGAACGCUGCGCGGAUAUGUACUUCUCAGAGAUAAACGUUACUGGGUCGUGGGCAGUUACUAAGCAAGUUGGAGGGUACCACUUCAGCGCAUCGCAAAGUGAUGUCGGGACCCCUGGAUGGCUUGCUUUUGGCACGGUUGAGCUGAAAGUCGUUCAUGGACGCACGGACACUGGCUUCGCGUACUUGAAUGUGUACGUUAAGCAUUUAGGGCGAACAGGGUUUGAUGUCGGAGGUCUUUUGGGCGAGGAUGACCACAAAGACGUGAUCAUUUCUUCAGGGGCAUGUGUCACGCGCACGGAGCUCAGUGCGCGUUCGGCCCCAAGUGGCUGGAUCCGUGCUACGUCCUCUGUCGCACUUGCAUCCUUUGCUUGACUGGCAGCGUUCGGAUUUCAACUAGUGCAUGGCUGACGUGCUUUCUACUCAUGCCUUCAUCGAAGACUGCGCCGGGAUACCCUUUUGUCCUUACUGUUUUGCUGCUCCUGCACAUGCUUU
Molecule: messenger RNA, 2088 nt
Organism: Prorocentrum cordatum
Lineage: Eukaryota; Dinophyceae; Prorocentrales; Prorocentraceae
Source: the annotation of a GenBank genome assembly